Molecule: messenger RNA, 399 nt
Organism: Meloidogyne enterolobii
Lineage: Eukaryota; Metazoa; Nematoda; Chromadorea; Rhabditida; Meloidogynidae
Source: the annotation of a GenBank genome assembly
AUGUUUCAUAAUAGCGAACAACACCCUUUACAUAAAUAUACUUAUCAAAUACCUGGUCAAGAAAAAGUUUAUCCAAUAACUAGUGAUCAAAUAAAUUAUCAACAACAACAACAAAAUAAAGAUUAUAAUAUAGAUAAUACUUAUGUUAAUGGAACAAGUAGUAGUGGAGGUGGUGGAGGAGGAGGAAUACAACAACAACAAAAAUACCAACAAAAUUAUCACACUAAUGGAGGAGGAAUAUUAGAAAAUCAACAAGAAGAAAAUUUAUUAAAUCAACAAUUUGAUCAACAAAUAAAAUUGGAUGAUUUUAUUUGUGUAAGAUGUAAUGAUGGAUUUAUACCUUCCGAAACUGUUGUUAAUUCUGGUGGGCAAUUUUGGCAUGCUGAAUGUUUUGUGUAA